CGUCGGCAGCAUCAGGACCAAAAAGCUCCCAGGAUCCUCCGACGCAAGAAGAAGAUGGUGCAUGUAAACAGCCGCAGGGAGAGAGAGGACCGCGUCCGUUUGUCUGGCGUCGCAGCUUAAACCUAUUCAUCUAAACUUUUAAGACAAAAAAAGAAGAAGAAAGAGGAUAUUUAUUAUUUUGUAAUUUUUUAUUUUUUUUAUUUUUGGGAACAAGCAGAAACGCGCAAACGGAAUCAGCAAAGAUGCGACGACAGUAACACUUGGUAUCAUUUAUAUAAUCUCAUAACGACGUUUUAAGAUUCAUUUUCUCUGCGUUUGACAAGACAAAACAAAAAUAAAAUAAAAAAAAAAAAAUGAAAUGCUUGGUUUAAUGUUGUGUAAUGGUCGCUGCUUUCUAGUGGGAUGCACAUCAGUGUUUGGCCAUACUCGCUCUCCGUCGUAAUGGCAGCUCUGUACCAAGGCACGGACGCUUCCUCUCCGGAUAAAUUUCUGGCCUUAAAGGAUGUGAGAGAGGUGAAGGAGGAAACCACACUGGAUGAGAAACUCUUUCUACUGGCUUGUGAGAAAGGCGACUACUACAUGGUGAAGAAACUGCUGGAGGAGAACCGACACGGCGAGCUCAACAUCAACUGCGUGGACGUGUUGGGGAGAGACGCCGUCACCAUCGCUAUUGAAAAUGAAAAUCUAGAUAUUCUGCAGCUUCUCCUGGAACAUGGCUGCCAGGCCACAGAUGCGUUGCUGGUUGCCAUAGACUCGGAGGUGGUGGGAGCCGUCGACAUCCUCCUCAAUCACAGGCCGAGGCGAUCGUCCAAGCCUUCCAUUGCUAAACUGAUGCAGCGUAUUCAAAACCCUGAGUAUUCGACCACUAUGGACGUGGCUCCUGUCAUCCUGGCAGCCCACAGGAAUAACUAUGAGAUCCUGACUAUGCUGCUCAAACAGGACAUCUCACUCCCCCGGCCUCAUGCUGUAGGCUGCGAGUGCACGCUCUGCAAUGCCAAAAACAAAAAAGACAGCUUACGCCACUCCAGGUUCCGCUUGGACAUUUACCGCUGUCUGGCCAGCCCCUCUCUGAUCAUGCUGACUGAGGAAGAUCCUAUACUCAGGGCUUUUGAGCUGAGCGCCGACCUGAAGGAGCUCAGCCUGGUCGAGGUGGAGUUUAGGAAUGACUAUGAGGAGCUGGCAAAGCAGUGCAAGAUGUUUGCCAAGGACCUGCUGGCUCAGGCUCGAAACUCUCGAGAGCUCGAAGUCAUUCUCAAUCACACGUCCAGCGAGGAUCACGUUGACAAGAGAGGCUUACUGGAGGAGCGCAUGAAUCUCAGCCGACUUAAACUUGCCAUCAAGUACAACCAAAAAGAGUUUGUGGCUCAGUCCAACUGUCAGCAGUUUCUCAACACAGUCUGGUUUGGAGAGACAGCCAGCUACCGCCGUAAACACACUUGUCUAAAGAUCAGCACAGUGUUGAGUGUGGCGAUGCUUUGGCCGCUGCUUUCCGUCUGCUACCUUCUGGUGCCGCGAUCCCGUGUGGGCCAGAUCAUCCACACGCCCUUCGUCAAAUUCAUCAUCCACAGCGCCUCCUACUUCACCUUCCUGCUGCUGCUGAACCUCUACUCGCUGGUCUACAACGAGGGAAAGAAAAACACCAUGGGUCCUGCUCUGGAGAUGAUUGAUUACCUGCUCAUACUCUGGAUCAUAGGGAUGGUGUGGUCAGAUGUGAAGCGGCUGUGGUACGAGGGGCUGGAAGACUUUUUGGAAGAGUCGAGGAACCAGCUGAGCUUCGUGAUGAAUUCCCUUUACCUCGCCACCUUUGCCCUCAAGAUUGUCGCUCAUAGCAAGUUCAAGAAUGUGGCUGACACAGAGAGGAAGAACUGGGAUGCCUUCCAUCCCAUCCUGGUGGCCGAGGGUCUGUUUGCCUUCGCCAACGUUCUCAGUUACCUGCGACUUUUCUUUAUGUACACCACCAGCUCCAUACUGGGGCCACUACAGAUCUCCAUGGGUCAGAUGCUGCAGGAGUUCGGAAAGUUUUUGGGCCUCUUCCUGUUGGUGUUGUUCUCCUUCACCAUCGGACUCACUCAGCUUUACGGGAAAGACCAGAAAGACAGAGAAAAGAAUUCAUCCAGAGACUGCGCCGGCAUUUUCUGCCAGCAACAGAGCAACGAUGCAUUCCACACGUUUAUGGGGACGUGCUAUGCUCUGUUCUGGUACAUCUUCUCCUUGGCACAUGUUGCGCUGUUUGUCACACGGAUCAGCUACACAGAGGAGUUGCGCUCCUUCGUGGGUGCCAUGAUCAUCGGCACCUACAACAUUGUGGUGGUGAUUGUCCUGACCAAGCUGCUGGUGGCCAUGCUUCACAAGAGCUUCAGACAAAUUGCUAAUCACGAGGAUAAGGAGUGGAAGUUUGCUCGUGCCAAAUUGUGGCUCAGCUACUUUGAUGACAAAUGUACCCUGCCUCCACCCUUCAAUAUCCUCCCCUCCCCGAAGACUGUGUGCUACUUGUUGACCAGCAUGAGCAAGUGGGCCUGUUCACACACCUCGAAGGGCAAAGUAAAGAGACAGAACAGCCUCAAGGAGUGGAAGAAUCUGAAGCAGAAGCGUGAUGAAAACUAUCAGAAGAUCAUGUGUUGCCUGGUCCACCGCUACUUGACCUCCACGCGACAGAAGAUGCAGAGCACGGACCAGGCCACCGUGGAAAACCUCAACGACCUGCGCCAAGACCUGUCCAAGUUUCGCAACGAGAUGAGGGACCUGCUGGGCUUCCGGACCUCCAAAUACGCCAUGUUCUACCCACGGAGCUAAGAAAAGACUCGAUAUUCUCUCCCCCGCCCCCCCGCCCCCCUUCUUUUUACAAAACCUCUGCUUCUCGUUAAUCUGGGAUGCUGUGUGACCCGAGCAUGUACACACUCUGCUCUUUGAGAUACAGAGGCAACUUUAAAGCCUGGAACCAUACCAACAAAAGUAUAUAUAUAUAUAUAUAUAUAUAUAUAUAUAUAUAUAUAUAUAU
Molecule: messenger RNA, 2998 nt
Organism: Sphaeramia orbicularis (orbiculate cardinalfish)
Lineage: Eukaryota; Metazoa; Chordata; Actinopteri; Kurtiformes; Apogonidae
Gene: trpc1
Product: transient receptor potential cation channel, subfamily C, member 1
Exons: 13
Coding region: 403-2793 (796 amino acids)
Biological process (GO): regulation of cytosolic calcium ion concentration; calcium ion transmembrane transport
Cellular component (GO): plasma membrane; cation channel complex
Molecular function (GO): store-operated calcium channel activity; protein binding; inositol 1,4,5 trisphosphate binding
Source: RefSeq, a predicted model, not a curated record